AUGUCUUUAUUGAAGUUGUGUAUUACAUGGCUAACAUUUAUUAUACUUUGGUGUGUAGUGUUAUCUUUGGCCACAGAAAGUAGAACAAAGACUUUGUCUAGAAAAAAGCGAUAUGUGACAUUCCCUGAGGGUUCAAGUUUCUCUACUGCUAUAUGUAUGACUGUGGGUCUCAUUGGUCAACCAGCUCCUCGAAACUUUCCGGGAACCUUCGUUUUUGCCCUGAACUGGGGAGUGGCGUAUGACCUUCCAAAUGCGACAGAUACUAUCAUGUAUUACCAUAAUAAAUAUAGACUGAAGAAACCGGUAGCCAAAAGGAGAAAUCGCAGAGAAUUGUAUCGUAAAAUUGAAACUAUAUUGGAUAACAUGGGCUACAAUGGCAGGGAAUGUAUUUUGAAGACACUCUGUGAAACCACUCAACGCAUUGUUCCUCAUGGGGAUAAUAUGAUGGAGGAAAUGUUCAGGACUUUAUUCACGUUACCCAUGAGUAAAAUACUAACAGAAGAGCCUGUAGAACACUCAAUAUACGAUGCUGCUCAUCGCUUAGGCGUCCUGUUGGAGAGCUGCGACGCUUUCAAAUGUCCGCUUUCAUUGGUUGACUGGGCUCAAGGAUACUAUAACGCGCAGGCCCCAAUGUCGUACCCUGGGCGACACCCGUUGUCAAUGUUUAGCAGUAACUUUUUUUGAGUUUAUAUAU
Messenger RNA from Amyelois transitella, 694 nucleotides. RefSeq lists its product as uncharacterized. Bases 1 to 684 code for a protein of 227 amino acids. The transcript is spliced from 4 exons. NCBI's taxonomy places the organism in Eukaryota, Metazoa, Arthropoda, Insecta, Lepidoptera, Pyralidae. The record is from RefSeq and is a predicted model, not a curated record.